AUGCCAAGAAUCUCUGGCUCAGAAGAUGACUAUUGCUCCCUGGGAACUGGGAGAAAGGCCAACAGGGAUUUGGCAAUGAGAUUGAUCUUUCUAUUACAGACGAUAGUUGGGGUUCUGGGGAAUUUCUCUCUUCUUUGCCAUUAUCUCUUCCUUCACUUGAGAGAAUGCAGGGCAAUGUCCACAGAUCUGAUUCUCAAGCACCUGAUUGUGGCCAAUCUCUUAGUUAUUUUUUUCCAAAGGAAUCCCCCAAACAUGGUAGGUUUGGACGUGGAACAUUCCCUUAGCGAUUUUGAAUGCAAACUUGUUUUCUAUGUUCACAAAGUGGGCAGGAAUGUGGCCAUUGGAACCAUCUGCCUCUUGACUGUUUUCCAGGUGAUGAUGAUCAGUCCUGUGGACUCCAGGUGGGCAGGGCUUAAAGUGAAAGCUCUGAAGCACCUGGGCACCUCCAACAUCCUCUGCUGGGUCCUGAACAUGAUGCUAAAUAUUAUGGUUCUUUUCUUUAUGACCAGAAAAAGGAGCAACACAAACAUAACAAGGAAAAGAGAUUAUGGCUACUGUUAUUGCAUAAGUAGUAGCUAUAUAGUACAGUCACUGUAUGUAGCAUCAGGAUUAUCCCAUGAUGGUUUCUGUUUGGGGCUCACAAUCUGGGCCAGUGGCUCCAUGGCCUUCAUCCUGUGCAGCAGGCACAAGCAGCAGGUCCAAUACAUUCUUAGGAACAAUCUCUCCACCAGAUCCUCCCCUGAGACGAGAGCCACCCAAAGCAUCCUUGUCCUGGUGAGCACCUCUGUGUCCUUGUGGGCACUGUCAUUCUUGCACAUUUGUGUGGUAGUGUUUAACAACCCCAGCCUGUGGCUGAGGAACACUUCUACACUAAUCGUUGCAUGUUUCCCUACGGUCAGCCCCUGCAUGCUCAUGAGUUAUGACCCCAGAGUGUCUACCCUCUGCUUUCCUUAUAAAGGAACACAAAUCACUUAA
Prionailurus viverrinus (fishing cat) is the source of this 975-nucleotide messenger RNA. RefSeq names its product vomeronasal type-1 receptor 4-like. Gene Ontology annotation, biological process: G protein-coupled receptor signaling pathway. The record is from RefSeq and is a predicted model, not a curated record. Gene Ontology annotation, cellular component: membrane. NCBI's taxonomy places the organism in Eukaryota, Metazoa, Chordata, Mammalia, Carnivora, Felidae. Gene Ontology annotation, molecular function: pheromone receptor activity.